This is a messenger RNA of Kuraishia capsulata CBS 1993, 1671 nucleotides long. RefSeq lists its product as uncharacterized. Lineage: Eukaryota; Fungi; Ascomycota; Pichiomycetes; Pichiales; Pichiaceae. Gene Ontology annotation, biological process: transmembrane transport; carbohydrate transport. Gene Ontology annotation, molecular function: carbohydrate:proton symporter activity. Gene Ontology annotation, cellular component: membrane. Bases 1 to 1671 code for a protein of 556 amino acids. The record is from RefSeq and is a predicted model, not a curated record. The transcript has a single exon.
AUGUUUUCACCCCUGAAGAAAUUAUUCAAGUCAGAGAAGGCUUCAGAGGACGUGGUCCCAGGAGUUGAGGCUGAAGGUGCUCUUGCACCAACAGAUAGUGCGCACGAAAUGGAUCAACUGGAGACAGCCGCUAGGGCCCAGCAAAAAAUUGAGCACGGGCUAUCUAGGUGGGAGGCCAUCAAGCUGUACCCAAGGGCUUCAGCGUGGAUGUUAUUCAUGGUGUGGGCCAUGAUUUUGGUCGGUUACGAGAAUCAAGCUGGUUCGAUUGUCAUUUCUAUUCCCCAGUUUAGACAGGAUUUUGGUCACAAGUACAAAACUGAAUAUGUUUUGGACACCCAAUGGCAAUCGGCCAUUUCUGGAGGUCCUCUGGGUGCCAUUGCGAUUUCCUCUUUCGCUUCUUCUUGGAUUGGUGAUCGGUUUGGAAGAAAAUGGAUCAUUGUCAUUGCCCUGAUCGUUUCCAUUCCUAGUAUCGCUAUCGAGUAUGUUGCUACUAGUAUCGAGGUAUUUUUCGCUGGAAAAUUCAUUAAUGCCCUUUGUUUGGGUGUGUUCUCCACACUUUGUGUGACUUACGUUUCCGAAGUGUCUCCUUUGGCUUUGAGAGGUCUUUCUGCUGCUCUUUGUUCGUUGUCGUUGUGUAUUGGUCCGUUCAUCUGUUUCUUGAUCAACAACACAACUGCUACUUACACUUCCAGAAUGGCCUACAGAGGUGUCUUUAUCCCCCAGUGGAUUUUCUCGAUUUCAUGCUUGGUGGUUGCUCCAUUUUUGCCUGAAUCACCAUACUAUUAUAUUGCCAAGAACAAGGACAACAAGGCCGUGGAAAGUUUGAAAAGACUAUACACUCCAGCACAAGCUCAGCAGCAGUUUGCCAUUAUGAAGAUCACCUAUGAGGAAUCCAGACUCAUUUCUGCGUCAACAACUUAUGCUGACUGUUUCAAGAAAAGCGAUCUUAAAAGAACUUUGAUUAUCGUGUUUGCGUUCUUCAUGCAACCAAUGUCUGGAGUCUCCUUUAUUGCAUCUUACUCCACUUAUUACUAUCAAUUGGCGGGUUUCUCAACUCAACGGUCGUACCAGUUGAGUUGUGGAGCUCAAGCACUUUCCAUUUGCGGUGUCAUUGGUUCCUGGUUCAUCAUCGACAGGUUUGGACGUAGACCUUUGAUGCUCUAUGGAAUGCUCUCACUGACGAUCUUGAACCUGAUUGUUGCCGGAGCUGGUACUGACACCUCGAAUAUGACGGCCAUGACUGUUGCUUCAGCCUUCAUUGCCAUGUACAACUUUUUCUACAACGGCUCCAUUGGACCUCUGACUUAUGUUCUCGCCUCUGAAGUUUCUUCUGUUGGUCUGAGAGCAAAGACAAUGGCUCUUGGAACAAUUACCAACUACGCGUUCCAAUGUCUGUGGUCGUUUGUCUUGCCAUACAUGUUCAACCCAGAUCAGGGCAACAUGGGAUCAAAGAUCAACUUCAUCUUCACGGGUAUAUCUUUUUUGUCAUUAUUUGCGUUCUACUUCUACUUACCAGAAACAGCGGGUAGAUCGUUCGAGGAGAUUGAUGAACUAUUCGCUAAUAAAGUUCCAGCUAGAAAGUGGAAGUCAUACGUUACUGAAAGACAAUCUGAGAGCGAAAAGUGUUUUGAUCAGCUGAAGCAGGAUGUAGCUUACGUCGAAGAAGUUUAA